Sceloporus undulatus (fence lizard) is the source of this 5716-nucleotide messenger RNA. It is a transcript of the gene RRP36, whose product is annotated as ribosomal RNA processing 36. Gene Ontology annotation, biological process: maturation of SSU-rRNA from tricistronic rRNA transcript (SSU-rRNA, 5.8S rRNA, LSU-rRNA). Bases 217 to 1290 code for a protein of 357 amino acids. The record is from RefSeq and is a predicted model, not a curated record. NCBI's taxonomy places the organism in Eukaryota, Metazoa, Chordata, Lepidosauria, Squamata, Phrynosomatidae. The transcript has 8 exons. Gene Ontology annotation, cellular component: nucleolus; 90S preribosome.
UACAUCUCCCUCCGCCCCUUUGUGACUGCCUCGCGCUCAGCCCCGUUGCCAGGAAACGGGAAGAAGUGGCAGCAGCGCGGCCCGCGAGGCCAGUCAGAUCGCAGAGGCCUCCUAAAGGGAAGGACGGGGCGCUGGCUGCGAGCGAUGAACGUCGGCCGCCCGGCACCAGAGACAGCUUAAGACUAGUGCAUUGAAGCACCAAAAAUACUAAAACAUAUGAAGCAGCGUGGCAAUAAACCUGGGGACCAUGCCCAGAAGAAAAGUUCAUCCUCUGGUCGGGACGGAAGCACCCCAAUAGCACAAGCUUCAGAUGAUAGUGAGGAGACCAAUAUCUUAAAUCCAAAACUGUUGACUCAGAAGCGACCACUCCAAGUUUCAAGCAGUAUGGGAGACAGCAGUAUGGAAAACACUGAUGGUGCCAAAAGGCAAAAGCUGUUGCCUAAAAUGAGUUCCUCUGGCCAUGAAUCUGGAAAUGAGGAGUCGGAUGACAGUGAUUAUGAGCAAGGAGAGAGUGACAAUGAUGUCAGUGAUGAGACAAGCUCUGAGGAUGAUGACGAUGAUGACAUUUGUAGUGAUGCCUCUGAAGGCGACGAAGACUCCAAAGAAAAAAGAGACCAGACCUCUUCAAAGACUGAUUUAACAAAAGAGUUGUCUUCAAUGUCUUUUGAGGAGAUACUGCAAUUGAGAAAUCAAGUUGGGAUGAAGGCUUAUCAGCGAAUGACUUCUGAGAAAAGAGCACCAAGUUCAAAGAAGCCAGAGAAGAGACAGUGGCCAAGCAAAGACAGACCUUUAGAAAUUUCAGCCAAGAAGCCAGUCUCCUUUCUGCGAAAAGUGGUGCUUGUUAAAAAGAAGGUACCUCGAGACCCACGUUUUGAUGAUCUCUCUGGGGAAUAUAAACCAGAAGUGUUUGAAAAGACCUACGGAUUCUUGAAUGACAUCAGGAAAAAGGAGAAGGAGAUAGUUCAGAAGCAACUCAAGAAAAGUAAAAAUGUGGACCAGCAAACCAAGUUGCAACAGCUUCUUAAGCGAAUGACACAACAGGAAGUUGCACAUAGGAAAAUCCAAGAGGAAAGGGAAAGGGACCUUGCCUUCAAGAAGGAGCAGCGGGAGUUGGCCAAGCAAGGGAAGAAGCCCUUCUAUCUAAAGAAAUCUGAUAAGCAGAAGUGGGAACUGGCUGAGAAAUACAAAGAGCUGAAGAGGAGUGGAAAACUGGAGAGCUUUUUGAGCAAGAAAAGAAAAAGGAACGCUGCUAAGGACAAAAGGAAACUCCCUUUUAAGAAGAAUUUGUAAUAUUUGGCUGCAGGAGAAAAUCCUGGCUAUGCCGAUUGUGCAGGCAACACUGCUGCUCACAACCAACUUUGACUUAACAAGCUCCUAGCAAGACUGCAUUGAGUGGUCUAGGUUUUUCUGCCAUCAUGCUGAACAGGACUGCCGACAGUUUUCUAGAAACUGUGUACAAGAAUUCUAAUUGCAGAGUCUCAUUAAUUGGUGCUUUUCCUUUUGAAAGAGCUCCUUGGAUCAUUAAUUGAUAAUAUGUUUUGUAACAUCAUUUUGCUAGAAUAAAGAAAAGCAAAUUUAAAAUGUUAAGAAAAGCAAAUUUCUUCUUUCAUCUGUUGAUACAAAACAAGAGCAAAUGAAACCUCAUGAUCACAUUCACAAGACUGCUAUUCUAAUUAAUUCACAGACAUUUCCCACUGUUUCCUCACAGUGUUUGUUCCUCUCUCUCUUUCAGCAUGGGUUCAUUUCCUUAGUUAGUAAUUGUCAGCAUGGCUUAAUUCCAGAUAAGCAGAUGACUUUCAGGUAUUUAUCUUGUGUUCCAAAUCAUCUAGCUCCUUUGUUACUUGCUUUUUUCCCCCUUCUCUGAUCAAACUCAUUUUUAUUGCUAUAUAUCUUUGUCAUGUGGAAAAAUAUUGCUUCUUUUUCUCAAUAGAUUGGAAAAUUUGAAGAUACCAAGCUAGGACAUAAAGAGAAGAGUUCUGGUUUUGGCCUUUUGCAUAGAGGUCUGCUACUUACAAAUUUCUAUCCACAUGAAGCUGCCUUAUAAGAAAUCAGACAAAUUUAUUUUACAUAAUUUAUUCUGCUAAUCUGGGUGUGUGAGAAAUAAAUUAUACUUGGCAUCAAAACUCUGCCCUCUUUCCAGAUUUGAAGGGCACCAAGUUGAAAAAGACUGACCUAGGCUAGCAUGCUCCUUGACAAUUACAUGUGGAUGACCACAAGCUAAAGCACCACUUAUUUUUGGCCAAUAGAGAUGAGAGUACUAAAACAGUAUUCUUGGUUUCCAAAGAUAAUGGUCUGAACAUGCCCUUACAAGGAAAGCAGAGAUACAAGGUCAGUAUGUGUCUGUUUUUCCCCACCAUAAAAUUUCCCUCCUGAAUAUAUUUACAGAGUUAAUGAGGAAUUUUAUUUAGUGGGCUGAGUGUACUGAAGUAACACUGGCUGCCUUGGAACAUACUCAUGGAAAUGAAUGACCCAAAUACAGGGAAGAAAGCUACUUUCUCAAAUUAGUGGAAAUCAUAAAAGAUUAAAACAGCGAUUGGGAAUCGUAAAAAGCAAUGAGAAGUAACCAUCCCUGCGCCUGGGGGCGGAAAGUGAGUGAGAAGCGAAGGAUGCGCUAUAUAGCUACCUUACACGGACAAGGGCAGUAAGGGGGAAUUAAAUGCAGAGAUUCAUGCUUGACUCCAUUCUGAUCAGGCUCUGAUGGCACCCUUCCUAGUCUGCCUUAUUUUUGAAGUUGGCAGUGUCUCUUGAACUUGUGCCAAUUCAAUAUCUCAGGGCUGAACUCCCAGCUUAAAUUGGAUCUCGGACUGUUAGCAGUCCCAAAGAAAAAAUGAGUCUCUUCCCCCCCAGUUCUUUGCAAAAGUAAUUCUACAAGCACAUCUCUUUGCAAAUGACAUUCAAUUCUUCAGUUCUUUCAAACCACUUCUCAUCACUUCUGGCUGUUGGAAAAAGCUUCCCAACCAAGCAUUCUCUUUAACCCCCUUCACCCAUUUUCUAAUAGAACAAUGGGGCUUUAGGAAGUAAGGGUUUCCUACAUGCCUCUACCCUAUACAUUCUGUCCCUAAAACUUUCCUCAUUUGCUUAGUAGGGACGUAUGUAAGCAUUUGUGGGUAUGUGUCCAAGUAGCAACAUCACAUGACCAGAGGACCCUCCAGGUAUAUUUGAAAGCACAUAAAACUCCCUCCUUCACCCUCAAGAUGGAGAGUGCAGUCUCUACUGGGUUGCUCCUCUUUUUGAAACUUUCCUGUAGCUAGCUGGGGCUUAGAAGCUGUAUGUAUAUAUGUUUGAAUAUAUCUUUAAAUGUAAUAAAGUGUUUAGUUAAGAAGCUUGCAUACUUCCUGCUUGCCUUACUUAGCUAAAACUAGCUCUGUGAGACACCCAAGAGCUUCAACACUUCCACUUGUGAACUCUGCUAAAAGAGACAGAGUCUUAAUUGAACUGGUCUUCAUCUUUCCCAGAAAAAGGGCUAACAGGAAUCUACUUCUAGUCAAACACUGGUUUCCUCCUUUGCUGCUUCUGGUUCUCCUGUGGUAAUCCAACAAUAACCUGAUUUUUAAUUUUCCUGGGAUUUGAACAGCUUUACAGGUGGAGCAAGAUUUGGUCUGUCAUUGCUCCAAUGAGAUAAAUUUCCAAUUUCUCUCAGAUGGCAGCAUCAGCAAGGUCAGGAAGACAGCCACUUCUUUCAGCAUCCCAACCAUGAUUGCUUCAUUCUCUCCCUUUAGAUUCUUGGGAGAAUGAAUAGAAUGAAGAAGUGACAUAUUUCUUGGGAGCAUUUAGCUAUUCAGCAGAGGAGUGAAAGUUCAUUUGGCUGAAGACUGAGGCUAUAACUCUUAGGUAAAACUAGCCAUGGCAUCUUUUAUUAAUUUUUUUAACCUGUUGGAAUAUCUGAAACUAAAUAUUUACUUCCAGUUUUCACCUGUCAAUGAGCUUCAAACAAGACUGGACCAUAGCUGAAUUAAGAGGUGGAUUUAAUGCUCACAGCAAAGCAGGUCCAAAAUUCAACUUGCUUCUCUGUUGAAAGCAUAUAUAGUGGCAUCCUGGUUGCAUUCAAGCAUCAAUUAGUCACAGGUAAAGCCACAUAUGAAAUCUACAGAUUCUUUCCCUCCACCACAAGAUAUGAUGGGGACAUAAGAUCAAGUCUUUUUUGUUGUUGACCUAAUAAAGUUAUUGCCCCGAUAGGGAUUUUGGAUAUUCUUGAGGUGCUUCCAGACAGACACACCUAGUGCUGCCAAUCAUUAUUCCACUGUGGGCUAAAAGCAGAAUUCCCAUUGACAGUUCAAAGUUCAGGAGCUCUAGUGUUUUGCCAUGUUUUUCAUUUGUCCUUAUCACUAAAUUCUAUCCAUAGCUGAAAGGACAAUCAUCCAUUUUCUGAAAGCUGUGACCUCUCCUUUCAGGAUAUGUCAUGGUCACCACAUACAUCUUGGCUCAGAACUUUGAAGUGGUUGCUUCCCAGCACUAUCUUAACACCCAGAUGUGUUUUUAAAACUCUUCAAUGUGCCUGCACCACAUGGUGACUUGUGAGUAAACAUCAUUAUCAAAGGACUAAAUCCUGACCUUUUUUUCUGGUUGUUUUUCCAAUUUAGCUAGAGUUUUGUAGUCAGCUUCAAGCCCCUUCCCCUUGUUUUCUUUCUUUCUUUUUUUUUCCUGCUCAGCUUCCUAGCUAGUCUAAAAAACUAGAAAAUUGUCCCACAUCCUCAAACCUCUCCAUUCCUUUUCUCUGAUCAUGUUUCAUCAUCUCCAAAUGCUGGUUUCCUUAAAGAGAAAAUGGAAGGCAGCAGUGAUAGUUUUGCCUCCCUUUCUCCAGUUCUUGUAUACUUUCAAACCUUUGCUACUCCAGUACAGUGAAUUUUCAGAGGUCUGUGUCAAUCCACUGAAUAUCAGUUUGAGGACUGAAGCACUGUAACCAGAUCCUAGCAAUCUUUAUUCAGAAGGAAGUGGUUCUGUGUGCAUUGAGAUCUCAGCCUACUUUGGACACUCAAACUUUACAAGAGAGGGAAGGUCUUGCUCUGCAAUAUAUGGACACUCUCUGACCAGAAAUCCAGAGCAAGUAGCACAGGAAGGAGAGACUUUCAUCUGCAACAUGUCAGGGCAGCUCUUCUCAUCCUAUAUUUUGUCCAUACUGAAGAAUUUCACUGCUUUUUUGCUCUUCCUGUGAUCAGGAGAAAUGAAACCAGCAAUGAGCUGAUUACUAACAGAUCAUGAUAUUGUUUGAACUCUUGAUAGCAGUCUAGAGACAAAACUGAAUUCGUGUUCUAACUAAAAUCUCCCAACAACUAUGGAAAACAAAACAAUGGCUCACAGGUUGGAGACUAUCAAUACACAUUCCUAUCCCCCCCAAAAGAGACACAAAAGAUUGCAAUAACUACAGGACCAUCACAUUAAUUUCCCAUGCAAGCAAAGUAAUGCUCAAAAUUAAUGGAGCAAGGAAUUCUAGAGAUGUAAGCUGGGUUCAGGAAAGUAAAAGGCACUAGGGAUCACAUCACAAACAUACACUGGAGAACAUAGCACACCAAAGAAUUCCAGAAGAAAACCAGCCAAAGUCUUUGACUGCAUCAAUCACAAAAAGCUAUGGAUUGCUCUUAAAGCGAUGGUAGUGUCUCUACAUUUUAUUGUUCUAAUGCAGGGGUAGGCAACCUUUUUGAGCCGGGGGCCGGGUUGGUGUCCCCCAGACAACCGGGGGGGGGGGGGGGUGAAGUAAAAAAAAUAAAUAAUUAAAUAA